GGAGAACACAAUCAUUCUAGAGUGUUCUUUCCUUCCUCACAGCUCCAGACCUCUCUUCACCUUAACACCUAGACAGACUUACACCUGUUGCUGUUCUGUUCUUAUCUUCCUCUGUGACUGAGAUCCGUCUGUCACCACUCUGUUGGUUUUUAAUCCUCCUUCAUCCAUCCAUCCGUCUAUCCAUUCAUCCAUCCAUCUAUCCGGGCUGUUUAGCCCACAACAAGGACUCUGAACCAGUGACAGAAAGAGAGAUAGAGAGAAAGAAAGAGAGAUAGAGAGAAAGAAAGAAAGAAAGAAAGAAAGAAAGAAAGAAAGAAAGAAAGAAAGAAAGAAAGAAAGAAAGAAAGAAAGAAAGAAAGAAAGAAAGAAAGAAAGAAAGAAAGAAAGAGUGACUGUGAGAGACUCCCCAGGUUUAUGUGAAUACCCUGAACAGACUGAACUGACAAACAGACUGACAGACCUGCAACACUAUUUGGGACAACACGUUAUCUGUUAUUCAUUUAGUUGAACAGUCAUUUUCUUCGGGGAGAAGAGGAAGGAGAACAAGGUUAAGAUGUCUCUGAACGUUCCGGGCCUGAUCGUCAUGGCGAUCUUCUACUUGCUGAUCCUAGGCACGGGGAUCUGGGCCUCGAUGCGCUCCAAGAAGGUGGAGAGGAAGUGUACCGGGUCGGACGGGAUGGAGAUCACGCUGCUUGCCGGACGCAACAUCAACCUGUUGGUGGGGAUCUUCACUCUGACUGCUACGUGGGUUGGAGGAGGGUUUAUCCUGGGUAUAGCAGAGGCUGUCUACAACCCCACCCUGGGUCUGGUCUGGGCUCUGAUGCCAGUUCCCUACGUACUCACCUUCUUCCUGGGUGGUUUUUUCUUCGCCAAACCAAUGAGGGAAAACAAGUACGUGACAAUGAUGGAUCCGUUCCAGAUAAAGUAUGGCAACGUCCUGAGCAGCCUGCUCAUCUUCCCAGCGCUCAUUGCAGACGUCCUGUGGGUCGCUAGGACGCUGGUCAGCCUAGGUGGCACUAUGAGUGUGAUUCUGGACCUGCCCUAUGUCUACUCCAUCUGUAUCAGCUCUGUGGUGGCCAUCAUCUACACUCUACUGGGAGGACUCUACUCUGUCGCCUACACCGACGUAAUCCAGCUCAUCCUCAUCUUCCUCAGUCUGUGGAUCUGUGUACCAUUUAUGAUGACAAACCCUAACUCCAUGGACAUCACUCUGACCGCAUUCAAUGAGACGUUCCAGGCCCCCUGGGUCGGCAAGCUGGAGCUUAGAGACGCGGGGAAGUGGAUUGACGACUUCAUGGUUCUGGCUCUGGGAGGCCUGGCCUAUCAGGCCUUCUACCAGAGGAUCCUGUCAGCGUCGUCCUACACCCAGGCUCAGGUCACCUGCUUCGCCUCCUCAGCUUUCUGCCUGGUGCUGGGCAUCCCGUCUGUCUUGGUGGGGGCUGUCGCUGCAUCCACAGACUGGAACCUGACAGGCUAUGGUUCUCCGACCCCAUACGAGCGUGGCCAGGCCGGAUCCAUCCUCCCCAUCGCCCUGCAGUACCUCACCCCCUCCUACGUCUCCAUCAUCGGCAUCGGGGCCGUCGCUGCCGCCGUGAUGUCAUCCAUGGACUCCGCCCUCCUCAGCUCCGCCUCCAUGUUCUCCUCCAACAUCUACAAGAACAUCAUCAGGAAGCAGGCCUCAGACAGGGAGAUGCAGUGUGUGAUCCGUACCUCAGUGGUGGUGUGUGGCCUGGCGGGGACGGCCCUGACCUUCCUGGAUAACAGUGUUCUGGUUUUCUGGCUGGUGGGCGUUGACAUGUCAUACACCAUCAUGUUCCCACAGCUUGUCUGUGUCCUCUUCUUCAAGGUGUCCAACGGCUACGGUGCCAGUGUGGGGUAUCUCCUAGCGUUGGUCCUCCGUAUCCUGAGUGGGGAACCCCUCAUCAACCUUCCCCCUGUCAUCCACUUCCCUGGGUUCAGGAAGGACGCGGAGGGCGUGAUGACCCAGUUCUUCCCGUUCCGUACCACCAUCAUGCUGACAUCUCUCUGCUCCAUUCUCAUCACCUCCUGCGUCACCUCCGUCAUCUUUAACAAGGGGCUGCUGUCGGAGAGGUGGGACGUGUUUCAGAUCAAGAGGUCGCAGGCCAAAGUGACGGCGCUGACCAAGCUUAAGAAAGAGGAGAGUAAAAAGGACUACGUGGAGGCCAAGGAGGCGGUGGUGAACAAACAGCUUCUGGACACCAGCUGCUGAACAGGGGAGGACGAUGGAAACUGGGGACGGCCAUAUUGAGGCAAAGGGUUUUGUUGGUCGGGCGGUCAUUUUAUGUUUCCGCUGAGGACUCGGAAGGAUUUGGAGACGGGAGGAUGGUCGAAAACACGCAACAACAACAAAAAAAGAACACC
Molecule: messenger RNA, 2382 nt
Organism: Salmo salar (Atlantic salmon)
Lineage: Eukaryota; Metazoa; Chordata; Actinopteri; Salmoniformes; Salmonidae
Product: high affinity choline transporter 1
Biological process (GO): acetylcholine biosynthetic process; transmembrane transport; choline transport
Cellular component (GO): plasma membrane
Molecular function (GO): choline:sodium symporter activity
Source: RefSeq, a predicted model, not a curated record